Molecule: messenger RNA, 1737 nt
Organism: Kwoniella botswanensis
Lineage: Eukaryota; Fungi; Basidiomycota; Tremellomycetes; Tremellales; Cryptococcaceae
Exons: 7
Coding region: 1-1737 (578 amino acids)
Biological process (GO): RNA (guanine-N7)-methylation; tRNA modification
Cellular component (GO): nucleus; cytosol; tRNA methyltransferase complex
Molecular function (GO): protein binding
Source: RefSeq, a predicted model, not a curated record
AUGGCAGACCUCAACUUCCCCCCUCUGGUACUAGCAUCGUCCAGCUCAAGUAUUGUCGCCGUCGCAGGUGCUACCCUCAUCGUUCAUGAUCUACAAACAUCACAGACCAUCUCUUCCCCUUCAGUCGAUAACAGGGCUCAUCAGAAUGGGUUCAUCCGACAUAUAGCGGUCAGUGAAGAUGGGAAGAUCAUAGUCAGUGUAGGAGAUGAUAAGAGCUUGAAAGUAUGGGAUGUGACACAAGACGAAAUCAAACUCAGGAGUACUAGAGGUCUCAUCAAGAAAGCUUCAUGUGUGACAUUAUCACCUGAGGGAGGUAUCAUCGUAUCAGACAAAGUAGGAGAUGUAUAUCAAUACCCCCUCGACCCCAUACCAUCCGACCCUUCAACUUCGAAACCACCAAUGCACGCUAUGGUGUCUGACCCAACUAAGAACCCAGAGUCUGAUUACUUACUAGGUCACGUAUCAAUCCUUACCUCUCAUUUGACCACACCCGAUUCGAAGCAUAUCAUAUCAGCCGACAGGGAUGAACAUAUCAGAGUAUCUAGAUACCCCAAAUCUUUCGUCAUGGAAAGGGCUCUUUUCGGACAUGAUUCAUUCGUCUCCUCCCUUCACAUUCCUUCUACGCACCCAAAUAUUCUAAUCUCAGGUGGUGGUGAUCCCUCAUUACGUAUAUGGGACUGGACAACCGGAUCAUCUAUAUCAAAAGUAGAUAUAUACCCCGCAAUCUUACCUCACAGGAAAGUCCGAAGUUACAUGAGAAAGAACAGAUCAAAGGGCAGGAUGAGAAAAACGGAUGAAAACGCAUCCUCAGAACAGGAUGUAGAAGGAGAGGAAGAGACGUUUUAUUCUGCUCCUGAGGGAUAUAUCUUACCUUCGGGACAAGGUGUAUGCAUCAAGAAGAUCCAAACUACUGUUGUGGGAGAUAAGACGAUAGUAGUGUUCUUCUCCGAAGGCGCAUCCGCUAUACAUUCCUUCAUAUUACCAUCCGACCUCUCUUCCUCACCUACGGUACAUACACAACCCUUACCAUACCCUAUACUAGAUUUCGCAUUCUUACCCAACCAAGACGGAAAAAUUCUACUAUCGUUAGAUACAGCUUGGGGAGUGUUGAAGAAGAACCCUGGACCAGGCAUAGAAAGUAGACAGGAGGCCAUACCACGUGAUGAACUGCAACAGGAGGAGAAAGAGUCAUUGAAUGGCUUCUUCAAGGAAAUUCAGAUAGGAGAUAACGGCGAGCUAUGUGAAACCUCGGAUAAUUCCUUCUCCUCAUCGAUUAUCCCUUCACUGCCUAAAACAGAUUUCAAAACACUAUCCAAUCUCAACCUCUACCCUUUGAUCAACAUUUUACCCAAAUGGCCAGGUUUGGAAGAAGAAGGAAUAGAAGGUGGAGAUACACCAACUCCACCAAUCGAAGAGGAGGCAGACGGCAUUUCACUCGCACCAACAUCAAUGACCGCCCGUACAUUCGGAGGAACCAAGAGGAACUACACCAAAGAAGAAUUGACCACGAUGAAUUCAAAAGUAUUGGGGAGAUUGAAAUCCCAGGGAGUGGAUAUAGGUAAUUUAUUAGUGCAGAGACAGAAAAAGGCCAAAGAGGAUAGGAAGAAGAAGGCCCAGGAGGCUAAUGAGAGGUUGAAAGUCCAGGAAGAACAGAGGAAAGUAAAAGCAGAGGAGAAGCAAUCGAACAAGAAGAGGAAGACUGUACAGAUCAGUGAAGAGGAGAUGAGUAAUGCUUAA